Zymoseptoria tritici IPO323 is the source of this 534-nucleotide messenger RNA. RefSeq lists its product as uncharacterized. The coding region runs from base 1 to 534 and encodes 177 amino acids. The transcript has 2 exons. NCBI's taxonomy places the organism in Eukaryota, Fungi, Ascomycota, Dothideomycetes, Mycosphaerellales, Mycosphaerellaceae. The record is from RefSeq and is a predicted model, not a curated record.
AUGGCUUCCAUCAACACCACCACCACCACCACCAACUCCAUGGCCUCCACACAAGCGAGUCAAGACCACACCAUGGCUCUCAUCAAUACCACCACCGCCACCGGCAUCAACUCAAUGGCCUCCAUCCCUGACUAUGCUGCCUGCUCCAAGCCCAAGAAGCUCAUCCUGAAAGUCCGUCCACGAGCCAAACUCACAAUCAAGCUCUCUCCGCGCAAGCUGGCCUACCUUGAGCAAGAAGCCAUCCAGUUCCAGCAGCAAGAAGAGUCGCCAAGCGAGGAGAAGUUUACCAUCAAACUGUCACCUCGCAAGGAGAAGUGCGUCAACAAGCUCUCGCCGCGCAAGAAGUGCACCAUUAAGCUCUCGCCGCGCAAGAAGUUCUUCAUCAAGCUCUCCCCGCGCAAGGAGAAAGUCGCGAUCAAGGCGGAAGAAGUCGAGAUCAAGCGCGAAGAUGAGACGCCGUGCAAGCGGUUCACCGUCAAGCUGUCGCCGCGCAGGGAAGUGGGGAUCGUUCACAAGGAGGAUGUGGAGUAUUGA